Arabidopsis thaliana (thale cress) is the source of this 1572-nucleotide messenger RNA. It is a transcript of the gene AGAL2, whose product is annotated as alpha-galactosidase 2. The transcript has 14 exons. Gene Ontology annotation, molecular function: hydrolase activity, hydrolyzing O-glycosyl compounds; alpha-galactosidase activity. NCBI's taxonomy places the organism in Eukaryota, Viridiplantae, Streptophyta, Magnoliopsida, Brassicales, Brassicaceae. Bases 145 to 1335 code for a protein of 396 amino acids. Gene Ontology annotation, cellular component: apoplast. The record is from RefSeq and is marked reviewed. Gene Ontology annotation, biological process: carbohydrate metabolic process.
UAUAUACAAAUAUCGGCAUGAUCCCACAGCUCCCACUUAACCAUCAACAUUUAUUACAGGCCAUUUUUGAUUUUUCUUGAACCUCUCUCUCUCUCAAUCUGUUUAUAGCCAUUGAAGGAAACAAGAAAAAAGCUUGAUCAAGCAAUGGUUCUUCUUAGUUUCUCCUUAAGAUUCAUUGCGUUCACUCUGACUAUAACUCUGACUCAGAUUGCUGAUGGGUUUCAGAGUCGAAUGUUGAUGAACAAUGGACUUGCUCUCUCUCCUCAAAUGGGAUGGAACAGCUGGAAUCAUUUUCAGUGUAAUAUCAAUGAAACCCUUAUCAAACAAACCGCUGAUGCAAUGGUUUCAAGUGGUCUUUCUGCAAUAGGUUACAAGUAUAUCAACAUAGAUGAUUGUUGGGGUGAACUCAAGAGAGAUUCUCAGGGGAGUUUGGUUGCAAAAGCAUCAACAUUUCCUUCAGGAAUCAAAGCUUUAUCAGAUUAUGUUCAUAGCAAAGGGCUAAAACUUGGGAUAUACUCUGAUGCCGGGACUCUUACCUGCAGCCAAACCAUGCCGGGAUCACUCGGGCAUGAAGAACAAGAUGCCAAGACAUUUGCCUCAUGGGGGAUUGAUUACCUCAAGUAUGAUAACUGCGAAAAUACAGGGACAAGUCCAAGAGAAAGAUACCCUAAGAUGAGUAAAGCGCUGUUAAAUUCAGGAAGAUCCAUAUUCUUCUCUCUGUGCGAAUGGGGACAAGAGGAUCCAGCAACUUGGGCAGGAGAUAUUGGCAACAGUUGGAGAACAACAGGAGAUAUCCAAGAUAAUUGGAAAAGCAUGACAUUGAUAGCGGAUCAGAAUGAUCGAUGGGCAUCUUAUGCAAGACCAGGAUCGUGGAACGAUCCAGACAUGCUUGAAGUGGGAAAUGGAGGCAUGACUAAGGAAGAAUACAUGUCGCAUUUCAGCAUCUGGGCAUUGGCAAAAGCUCCUCUGCUGAUCGGCUGCGAUCUUAGAUCGAUGGACAAAGUUACAUUUGAAUUGCUUAGCAACAAAGAGGUGAUUGCUGUUAAUCAAGACAAACUUGGGAUCCAGGGAAAGAAAGUAAAGAAAGAAGGUGAUCUUGAGGUAUGGGCAGGUCCACUAAGCAAGAAACGAGUAGCGGUCAUCCUAUGGAACAGAGGAUCAGCAUCUGCAAACAUCACAGCUCGAUGGGCUGAGAUUGGCCUCAAUUCAUCAGAUAUUGUUAAUGCUCGUGACUUAUGGGAGCAUUCGACAUAUUCAUGUGUUAAAAAGCAGCUAUCUGCCCUAGUGGAGCCUCAUGCCUGCAAAAUGUAUACUCUUACAAGACGCAAGGCAUAAGAUGCCAAUCUGGUGCAGAUAAAGUUAUGGAAGUAAAACUGAUCAAUAGCAAAAUCCUGUUGAAAGCAGAAGAUUGUGCCAAAACAUCUUCUGGUUUCAGUUUGUAUCUACUAUGCUGAAUAUAAGAUGCCAGAAACAGAAAUACUCAAUCCAACUUGCAUUAUAUUAAGAAUAAUUUGAGUUAUGGCAAAUCAUAUGCCACUUUUUAAAUAAAACUGAAAAAUCCAGAAGAUGUUC